GGCGUGUACCGCUGGUUCUCCGAGCUGCCCUCCCCGCAGCGUGUGGAGUUCCUCUGCGGCCUCCUGGACCUCUGCAUCCCGCUGGAGCUGCGCUUCCUGGGCGCCUGCCUGGAAGACCUGGCCCGUAAGGACUACCACUCCCUGCGUGACUCCGAAAUCAAGGCCAACAACCCCGCCGACCUGGGGAGCCUCACCAACCUGACGGACGAGGUGGUACGCAGCAAACUUUUGGUUUCUCUCGCCCUGCUCGGGUCCGGGGUCCUCUUCCGUACCCUCACCCACAUCGACUCGGUCAUCAACAACUAUGGGCUGCAACUCAACGAGGGCCGCACAGGGGAUGAGUUUCUGUUGCUCUUCACGAUGGCAUCCAACCACCCUGCUUUCAGCUUCCACCAGAAGCAGGUGCUGAGGCAAGAGCUCACCCAGAUCCAGAAUAUCAUGGCCAGCACCAGCAAGGGGUCCUCUUCCGUACCCUCACCCACAUCGACUCGGUCAUCAACAACUAUGGGCUGCAACUCAACGAGGGCCGCACAGGGGAUGAGUUUCUGUUGCUCUUCACGAUGGCAUCCAACCACCCUGCUUUCAGCUUCCACCAGAAGCAGGUGCUGA
Mesitornis unicolor (brown roatelo) is the source of this 609-nucleotide messenger RNA. Its product is annotated as zinc finger CCHC domain-containing protein 2-like. The annotation marks the transcript as partial. Lineage: Eukaryota; Metazoa; Chordata; Aves; Mesitornithiformes; Mesitornithidae. The record is from RefSeq and is a predicted model, not a curated record. The transcript has a single exon.